AUGGCCCUGCCCAAGUCGACCGCACCGACAGGAGAGGAAGGCGCCCCGAAGAAGAAGAAGGCGCCACCACCGCCAUCCGGCGCCCCACCAAAAUCCGCGGCGGCGGCGCUGCGGGCAAAGGCCGGCCCGCCGUCGAGUCCACCCCCCAAAGGAGUCAAUGCGGCGGUGCAGAAGAUCCGAGCUGGCAGUGCUGGAGAAACCAAAGCCGGAGACGAGAAUGCACCGCCCAAGCCCAAGAAGAAGGUGCCACCGCCAUCCGCGGCCGCACCAAGCACGCCACGGACCAACAACGACGUGCGUGGGUCAGAAGAAAAAGACCAACUCAUGAGCGCUCGUCCGCCUAGUGCGGACUCGAGUGGAGGCGUGCCGUCGACCGCGCCGCCGAAACCCAAGAAGAAACCUCCGCCAAAGGACGUUCUGAACGACAUGGCGAUGCCUCCACGCGCCGUCGAAGCCAAAGACCCGCUUGCUCAAGCUGCGGUCGACAAUCGAAGCAAUGUUCAACACAUUGUCGCGUCGGAGAAGAAAGCGAUCUUGGAAACCAUCCAAGGCAAACCACGCAAGACGACGACCGAGCUGCUCCAGGAAGACGCAGCGUUCAAGCGGAACACCACGGCGAUGACGGACGAAGGUCCAUCCUCGUCGCUAAAGGCCAUGUACUCGAGCGUGAGCUCCAACACGGCGGGAAAAGCAGCGCCGCAGUCCAUGACGAUGCGGCGCGAACACGCCGAAGAAGAGUUGACCGUGCGCAAAGCUGUCGUAGUCAAGAAAAACGUCGCCGAUGCCAAAGCUGCAGCCGCCUUGUCCCACGACGACCUGGACGACUCGAUGGACGACAUCGAAGAUAUCCCGAUCUUGGAAACGAUGGCGGCCGACGCAAAGGGCGACGACGACCCGGAAAUCGUCAUGGAGAAAGCACCAUGCGACGAUAAAGUCGGGGCGAAACAUGGUAUCGAUGACGACGACCGCAGCGACGCUGUCCUUGACAACAACAGCCACAACGCCCCGAUUCCCGCAACAAAAGCCGCGUUGGCGGAUGCGCUGUACCACGAGAUGAAGCAGCUGGAAACACUGGGCAAGGCGACAGUCACCACGUCUGCAUCGAAUGCGAAUGACGGCGACAACGACGGAAAGGAGGCCAAACAACCGCAGCACGAACCUUCUGACAGCGGCGACGCCAAGGACGAGGCCAAACCGCUAGAGCCGAAGAAGCGGUCCAAGAAAUCCAAACAGCACGCCGAGGACAAGAAAAAGUCGUUUGAGUACUUCAAUCCCAAGCGCGUGCCGUACGUCCCAAACCAGCUCCUCAAUUUCAUCACGAAGCCGCUCGAGGUCGGCCGCGGCCACAUUGUGCGAUGCUUCAUCGAGCGCAAUCGAAGCGGGCAAAACAAGCUGUCGCCGCUGUACUCGUUGAUGCUCGAGGUGAGCAGCGCCACGGGCCGCCCGCUGAUGUACGCGCGGAAGAAGCCCACGUCGCGCAUUUCGUCGCAUUACAUCUUUAGCCUGAACAAGGACGACCUCUUCUUGUCCAGGUCGUUGCGAAGCAAGCAGUUUGUCGGCAAGCUCCGCAGCGACACGCGAAAGAUGGAGUACACGUUGUUUGAUCAAGGCGACAACCCCGAAGAUAUCGACUCGGAUUGUGAAAUCGACGACGAAGUUCGCCAGCACAUUCGCGCGCAAAUGGCGACCAUCCGAUACCACCCCACGAAGAAGGAAUUCCUGCGCAAGAUGGAAGUGAUCGUACCGGCAAUCGUCGAGCACGAGUCGGGGGACGAAACCACGCUGUCGUACUUGGACUGGCGCCCGAUUUCGAAAGACCAGACGCUGGAAGCGCUGUUCACGGAGGUUGCCGAGCAGGGCGGUCAAAACGUGCUCGAACGAGACAAGUUUACGUGCUUGCACAAGCGGGAAUCGCAGUACGACCCGCUGAGUUCGUGCAUUGUCGACUUUCGAAGCCGGGCGACGAGCACCUCGAUCAAGAACUUUCAGCUCGUGCAUUCGCAACCGACGGACCAGGAAAAGUAUCGACAGGCGUACAUCCAAGCACAUCCGACGUACCAUUACGACGACGAGAGCACGGUGAGCGUCCCACAGGAGCAUAUCAUCCUGCAGAUGGGCCGCGUCGGCAUGAACUGCUUCAACAUGGACUUCCAGUACCCGCUGUCCAUGCUGCAAGCGUUUGCGAUCUGCAUCUCGCGCUUCGACACCAAGCAAAAGUGA
This is a messenger RNA of Aphanomyces invadans, 2220 nucleotides long. RefSeq lists its product as hypothetical. Lineage: Eukaryota; Oomycota; Saprolegniomycetes; Saprolegniales; Verrucalvaceae. Bases 1 to 2220 code for a protein of 739 amino acids. The transcript is spliced from 7 exons. The record is from RefSeq and is a predicted model, not a curated record.